CCCUCCCGCCGGCCGCGCCCCUCCGCCUCCUCCGGGCCCGGCCGGGCGCUUCUCCUUCGUUCUCCUCCUUCCGGCUCCUCCUCCCGCCGCCGGCUCUCUGCACAUGCUCAGGGGCCCCCUCCCCGGCCAGCCUCCGCCCCAGCAGAAGAGCGCCCCCUGCGGCCGGAGGAGGGAAGAGGCCCCCCAGCCCGGCCCCCGUCGCCGGGGCCGCGUGUCGUCCGGGCGGCGGCAGCAGCAGCAGGGCGGGAAAGAGGGCAGGAGGAGGAGGCCGCCGGGGGGGGGGGGCAGGAGGCGCCCCACGGGGGGGGCAGCCCCCUCCCCGCCACAGAGUGACCCCCGAGCGCGCGCGCAGGGCGGGGGCUGGUCCCUCCUCCUCCUCCUCCUCCCCCCCCCCUCAGGGCUCCUGCUGCAAGCGGGCCGGGGCAGAGGCCUGAGCAGGGCGAGGACCGAGCCGAGCCCCGCCAGGCCGCCUCUCCUGGGGUCGCCCCGACGCUGGCGCGGAGGGCGGGGCUGCUGGCCAGCCUCGCAGGGGCGUUGCUCUCCCCAUGGAGCGGCAGACGCCCCGCCGCGGAGGCGAUGGAUUAUUCCUACGACGAGGACCUGGACGAGCUGUGCCCCGUCUGCGGGGACAAGGUCUCGGGCUACCACUACGGGCUCCUCACCUGCGAGAGCUGCAAGGGCUUCUUCAAGAGGACGGUGCAGAACCACAAGCAUUACACCUGCACCGAGAGCCAGAGCUGCAAGAUCGACAAGACGCAGCGCAAGAGGUGCCCCUACUGCCGCUUCCAGAAGUGCCUGGCCGUGGGCAUGAGGCUCGAAGCCGUGCGCGCAGACCGCAUGCGAGGCGGGCGCAACAAGUUCGGGCCGAUGUACAAGCGGGACCGCGCCCUCAAGCAGCAGAAGAAGGCGCUGAUCCGGGCCAGCGGGUUCAAGCUGGAGGCGGCCGCCCCCGCCGUGCCCCCGCCCCCCAUCGUGUCGCCCGUCCAGGCUGACUUCGGCCUGCCGGCCUCCUCGCUGCACGGCCUGGCCGCCCCCCCGCCGCCGCCCGGCCUGGCCAAGGGGCUGCCGCCGCCCCACGCCGCAGCCAUGACGCCCGUCGACUACGAGCGCAGCGCCUACGGCACGCCCGGGCUGGGGGUGCCGCUGCCGGGCCACGGCUACCACUACCCGCCCUUCGGCAGCCGCGCCAUCAAAUCCGAGUACCCGGAGCCCUACGCGCACCCCCACGAGGCGGCGGCGCCGGCGGCCUCCUACCCCUUCCCGGAGGCCUACCCCGCCGGCGGCGGCGGCGGCUCGCCCCCUCCGCCGCUGGCUCCGCCGCCCGGCGGCGCCGGCCCCCCCGACGUGAUCCUGAAGCUGCUGGAGCUGGAGCCGGACGAGGCGCAGGUGAAGGGCCGCAUCCUGGCCUGCCUGCAGGAGCAGCAGGGCAAGGCGGGCCGCGGCGGCGGCGGCGGCGGCCACGACAAGCUCAGCGCCUUCGGGCUGAUGUGCAAGAUGGCCGACCAGACCCUCUUCGCCAUGGUCGAGUGGGCCCGCAGCUGCAUCUUCUUCAAGGAGCUGGAGGUGGGAGACCAGAUGAAGCUCCUGCAGAACUGCUGGAGUGAGCUGCUGGUCUUUGACCACAUCUUCCGGCAAGUGCAGUACGGGAAGGAUCACAGCGUGCUGCUGGUGACCGGCCAGGAGGUGGACAUGGCGACGGUGGCUUCGCAGGCGGGAUCCAUCCUGAACAACCUGGUGCUGAGGGCGCGGGAGCUGGUGCUUCACUUGCAUUCGCUCCAGGUGGACCGGCAGGAGUUUGUCUGCUUGAAGUUCUUAAUUCUCUUCAGCCUUGAUGUGAAGUACCUGGAGAACUCCAGCCUGGGGAAGGAUGCCCAGGAGAAAGCCAACGCAGCCCUGCUGGAGUACACCCUCUGCCACUACCCUCACGCCACAGACAAAUUCCGGCAGCUGCUGCUCCGGCUGGCUGACAUCCGGGCGCUCAGCAUGCAGGCCGAGGAGUAUCUCUACCACAAGCACCUGAACGGAGAAGUGCCCUGCAACAACCUGCUGAUCGAAAUGCUGCAUGCCAAGCGGACUUGAGGGCCACCCGCCCCUUUCUGGGCAGAGACUCCGGGGCUAGGAGGGGGUGGGUGCCUGGUGGCCCCCUGCCCACCCCUUCGCUAGUGGCAUGAAGCGCCAGACUGCCCAGCACUGGAGGGGGAGAGAGAGACUGCCCUGGGCCACUCUGCCAGGAUGACUGCCCUGAGCUUUGGGGUCUCUCUUCUCCUGACAAGCUGAGCAUGUCCCCCCCCCCCAUCUGACUCCCUGAGGCUUCAGCUCGCUGGGCUGCCCCUCAGGACAUUUUGAACUCUGGGAGGGGUGAGGCCCUUGAGGUAGAGGGGGACCCGGGAGCCUCCUCGCCCCACACUGGCUUCCCACAACCCUCCAGGAGCCGGGCCCCAGCGCAGGGAGCCGACUCUCUCCUUGGGUGUCCCGUGGAAGCUGGCCGAGAGCAUCUCUGGGCCACAUGCUCGGGCGAGAGGCACUUGGAGCACGCCUGGGAGGGGGGCAGGCCUGCACUCUGGCCUUGGGGCUGGCAGGCAGGCUCUGUUCGUCAUUUCCAUGACCUCCGCCGUCUUCGAAACGAAACGAAUCUGCUUCUAAGCACGUGGCAGACCCAGAGCCUCAGUCGGCGGCGUUGGGAAUCCAGUCUUGAGCUACGAGAUGGAGCGGAGAUGUCUGUCUGUCCGUGUGUGUGUGUGUGUAUUCGGGGCGGGGGGGGGCAGGCUGGCUGGCCGGGCACCUGCCCCCUCCUCACAAGAGGGCGCCAGCUGCCGCUGCUCGCUCCACCAGGCUUCUUGCUGUGGCUUGGCAGGGCUGGUGGGGUGGCAGGCCUGGGAGCCCACCUGCAGGCCCGGCUUCUGCCACUGGCUCAGGCCGCCAGUCCUGCCCGCUCCAGCAGGCAGCAGCAGGGGGUCUUUCCCAUGGGGCGGGGGUGCCCCCCCCGGCCCUCUGCCACGGAGCAGUCGCUUGCUUGCUGGGCCCCCACCGCGUGGCCUUGAUUUCCGGCGAGGGCAGAGCCCAGCAGCCUCCCCAGCCUUGCUCUGCCCAAAGCCCCCCCCCCGACUAGUACCUGCUCCCAGCUUCCUCCUGGGCAUGCUCUCCUGUGGCUCCUGGCAAAGGCUGCCAAGGGGCGAGCCCUCCUCCAGGAAGGGGAAGAAGCAGGGCCUUCUGGGGGAGGGCACCGCGGGUCCUGUGUGUGUGUGUGUGUGUGUGUGUUGUGGGGGGGAGCCUUCUGGGGCUGGCUUGCAGCGAGCUGGGCCUUGGGUCGGGAUGCAGCCACAGCCCUGCCUCCUCCUCUGCCAGCCCCCACGGUUCUCCGGCGGGGGGGGGGAGUCUCAACAGAGAGUGGAGCCACAGCCCCACGGCCAGAGGAAGGGGGGGAGGGAAGCUCUUCUCCCGGGAGUGGCUCAGGGCCACUGGCCUGCCUGGGAGCCUCCUGGGCAUCUUCCUGGGGGUCAGGAAGAAGGGGCCGCCUGGGCGUGGCGGGACUCCCUCUCUGGGCCCUAGAGGCGGGUGUGUUUGUGGCUUCUAGCAGCUUCGUGGCCAUUCCCCCCAAGAGGGGGGUGCCCUGGGGCAGGGAGAGUGGGGGCAGGCCCCUUGCUGCCCCAGGUGGAGUUGGCGGCUGGGACUGGGGAGGGGGAGGCUGGAGCUGGUUCUGGCAAGAGCCCCCCCCCCCCCGCUGUGCUUGCUGGCCUCCCUCCUGCCUUUUGCUGCUGGCGCUGGGCCUCCCCUUUUGGUCCUGAGGGGGUGUGUGGGGGGGGGGCGGUAUGCACGCCUGCGCGGUUUGUGGCCUGAAAGAGUCGGAAGUGAACCGCUGCCUUUUUAUUUCUCUUCUGGAAAUGCAAAGUGCCCUUAAGUGUCCCCCCCCUUCUCUUGGUCCCCCCCCUUCCCUUCUUUUUCUUUCCUCCAUCUUCUUCGGAAGCCCUCCUGAGGCGGGAGGACUGGCCGCACCCAGACAUUCCAAUAAAUUUUGCAACCCACUUGA
Molecule: messenger RNA, 4027 nt
Organism: Hemicordylus capensis (graceful crag lizard)
Lineage: Eukaryota; Metazoa; Chordata; Lepidosauria; Squamata; Cordylidae
Gene: NR5A1
Product: nuclear receptor subfamily 5 group A member 1
Exons: 7
Coding region: 577-2079 (500 amino acids)
Biological process (GO): regulation of transcription by RNA polymerase II; tissue development; hormone-mediated signaling pathway
Cellular component (GO): RNA polymerase II transcription regulator complex
Molecular function (GO): zinc ion binding; nuclear receptor activity; RNA polymerase II cis-regulatory region sequence-specific DNA binding
Source: RefSeq, a predicted model, not a curated record